AUGUCUCAGUACGACCCCAACGCGGACUUCAAGAGGGCUCUGGACAGCAGUCCAGAGGCCAACACCGAGGAUGACAAGACCGAGGAGGACGUGCCCAUGCCCAAGAACUACUUGUGGCUCGCCAUCGUCUCGUGUUUUUGCCCCGCGUACCCCAUCAACAUCGUGGCUUUCGUCUUCUCCAUCAUGUCUCUGAACAGCUACAACGAGGGAGACAUAGAAGGAUCCAAGCGGCUCGGGAGGAAUGCCAAGUGGGUGGCCAUCGCCUCCAUCAUUAUCGGCCUUCUCAUCAUCGGUAUUUCUUGUGCAGUUCACUUCACAAGGAAGUAA
Molecule: messenger RNA, 327 nt
Organism: Neogale vison (American mink)
Lineage: Eukaryota; Metazoa; Chordata; Mammalia; Carnivora; Mustelidae
Gene: TMEM233
Product: transmembrane protein 233
Exons: 2
Coding region: 1-327 (108 amino acids)
Cellular component (GO): membrane
Source: RefSeq, a predicted model, not a curated record